Messenger RNA from Adineta ricciae, 2286 nucleotides. Lineage: Eukaryota; Metazoa; Rotifera; Eurotatoria; Adinetida; Adinetidae. The record is from the annotation of a GenBank genome assembly.
AUGAUUAUGAAUUGUGUGAAAGAUUUCAUACGUUUCCUUUGCUUACUGAUUCUAUUCACUGGUGCUGAAUCUACAGUAUCUCAAAGAGCUGAUCUACCAGCGCAAUGUUUUGACCAUACGAUCAUUAAUGAUGAAAGUCGCAAUGUUUAUGCAAGUGGUAAUACCCAAUGUGACACAAUGUUCAUAUCUGGACCUAAAUGGAUUCGUUUUGUUGGCCAAGGCGGCACACAACUAUCAACAACAUCAACCAGUUUUGAUAGAUGUGGGGCGCAAGCUACCGGUUGGUACGCAGGAUCGAUGCCGGACCCCUUGCUGACAAUGCAUGAUGUUCGAGUAUGCUUUUCAUGGCAGAAUAAUAGUUGUCACUGGACGAACACAAUCUCUGUCACUAACUGUGGAUCCUUCUAUGUUUAUCGACUAUCAAUGCCUCCUGUUUGUCCAGCUCGGUAUUGUACUGAGACGCCCGCUAUACCUACAACAGCGACCACCACACAAAUGACAACAACGACGAGUACACCAUUUGUUGCUCCACAAUGCUACAAACACCAAAUAAUCAAUGAUCCCUCGAGAAGUAGUAAUGCAACUGGCAACAAUCUUUUGUGUGAUCAAUCUGUUUUCAAUUAUACAACAACAUGGGUUCGAUUUGUCGGUGAAGGUGGUACACAAAUUCCAACAUCAGCAGUAAUGAGCAACCGUUGUAGUACGAACGCAGGUGGUUGGUAUUCCGGCCUUAUGCCAAAUGAUGCAUAUUCAACCACAAAUGGAACAGUGUGCUUUUCAUACGGCAAUAAUCCGUGUUUUGGCAACGUCGCUGUGCAGGUUACCAAUUGUGGAUCAUUUUACGUUUAUGGUUUAAUCCGACCGGCUGGAUGUAAUUUUCGUUAUUGUACCGAUACGCCUGCUGCUUCUACAACAACUACUACAGAAAUGACAACAACAACAAGUAUACCAUUUGUUGCUCCACAAUGCUACGAACAUCAAAUAAUCAACGAUUCAUCAAGAGGCGUUAAUUUUGGCAAUUCUCCUAGAACAUGUGACCAAUCUACAUUCAAUUCGAUACCAAGAUGGGUUCGAUUUGUUGGCGCAGGCGGUACACAGAUUCCAACAACGCCGCCACCAGUUAGUCGAUGUGGUACCGAUGCACCUGGUUGGUAUUCUGGUUCCAUGCCAACCGAUACAUACUCAAGUACGAAUGGAUCGGCGUGCUUUUCAUGGGGCGGAAAAACUUGCAACUGGCAAAAUAACAUACAAGUCACAAACUGCGGAUCAUUUUACGUGUAUCAAUUGACUCAGCCACCUCAAUGUUCUUUACGGUAUUGCACUGAGACACCGACGAUUAUGUCAACCGUUACUACUACGGAAAUGACAACGACAAGUACACCAUUUGUUGCUCCACAAUGCUACGAACAUCAAAUAAUCAAUGAUCCCUCGAGAAGUAGUAAUGCAACUGGCAACAAUCUUUUGUGUGAUCAAUCUGUUUUCAAUUUUACAACAACGUGGGUUCGAUUUGUCGGUGAAGGUGGUACACAAAUUCCAACAUCAGCAGUAAUGAGCAACCGUUGUAGUACGCACGCAGGUGGUUGGUAUUCCGGCCUUAUGCCAAAUGAUACAUAUUCAACCACAAAUGGAACAGUGUGCUUUUCAUACAACGGUAAUACGUGUUUUGGCAAAGGCACUAUGCAGGUUACCAAUUGUGGAUCAUUUUACGUUUAUGGUUUAAUCCGACCACCUGGAUGUAGUUAUCGUUAUUGUACCGAUACGCCUGCUGCUUCUACAACAACUACUACAGAAAUGACAACAACAACAAGUAUACCAUUUGUUGCUCCACAAUGCUACGAACAUCAAAUAAUCAACGAUUCAUCAAGAGGCGUUAAUUUUGGCAAUUCUCCUAGAACAUGUGACCAAUCUACAUUCAAUUCGAUACCAAGAUGGGUUCGAUUUGUUGGCGCAGGCGGUACACAGAUUCCAACAACGCCGCCACCAGUUAGUCGAUGUGGUACCGAUGCACCUGGUUGGUAUUCUGGUUCCAUGCCAACCGAUACAUACUCAAGUACGAAUGGAUCGGCGUGCUUUUCAUGGGGCGGAAAAACUUGCAACUGGCAAAAUAACAUACAAGUCACAAACUGCGGAUCAUUUUUCGUGUAUCAAUUGUCUAAACCAAACGGUUGUAGUCUUCGCUACUGUACUGUUGAUCCGUCAAGUACUAAAAUGUCCAACGAACCAGAAGGCACCAUCACAAGGAUUAUGAGUUAUUUUCAGAGAUUGUUUAAAAGAAUAAUACAAUAA